Messenger RNA from Rotaria sp. Silwood2, 339 nucleotides. The record is from the annotation of a GenBank genome assembly. NCBI's taxonomy places the organism in Eukaryota, Metazoa, Rotifera, Eurotatoria, Philodinida, Philodinidae.
AUGGUCACGUUCUUAUCUAAACUUAAUAAUCGUACUCCUGAAAAAAUUCGUUAUUUUCGUUUCCAACUUCGAGAUGAAUUUCAUAAAUUAAAAUCUUCGUCGAAUCUUGAUAUUGCUAAUGUUGAUAAGAUUUGUUCUCUUAUUCUUACUCAUGGCAUUGAUCUUGAAUACGAUACAUUUUUAGGACAAAGCAUAUUUCUUAUGGAUUCUUUUUUCGUAGAAUUCAUAUCUCGCAGACAAUUUAUUUUAAAUUGUUCUCGAUUAUUUCGCAAUCAUCUUAUUGAUAUGUUUAAAGCAUUGAUUAUUUCCCACGGUUAUCGUUUGAAAUGUGAACAUUGA